AUGCUCUCUCCAUUCCUCGUCCUACUCGUGGCCAGCGUCACGGCCCACGCCCUUCCACGUCUCCUCCCAGGAGCAGCAAGAGCAAGCCCAGCACUCGACGACUUCCUCUCCGAGACCGCAGAGCUCGAGAUCCGCUCCACGAACACUACGUCGGCUCUUCCCAGCGCCAGCGUCACCUUGUGYWCCGAGCCGGAAUUCAAGGGCGAAUGCGCCGUCGCAGUAUGGCCCGUGAACUCAUGCAUCAGUCUGCAGGGAUACGCGGGCGUUGUGAGCAGCUUUCUUCCCGCCAGUGGAUUCGAGUGCCUGUUGAUGCAGAACCAAUGCGAUGCUACGGCCCCAUAUGCGGAUAUCGACUCCAAGGAUGCAAAGGAAGGCAGCGAUCUCACUGGUUUGGAGUGGAUCAAGGAUUCUUCGAGCUACAUCUGCUUCACUGAGCUCAAGGCUCUGCAGCGCUUCGUGAGGAUGUCACGGCUGCGGGUCGCUGAUGCUUCGAUCGAUGUUACUCCUUUUUGA
Messenger RNA from Ramularia collo-cygni, 513 nucleotides. RefSeq lists its product as uncharacterized. Lineage: Eukaryota; Fungi; Ascomycota; Dothideomycetes; Mycosphaerellales; Mycosphaerellaceae. The coding region runs from base 1 to 513 and encodes 170 amino acids. The transcript is spliced from 3 exons. The record is from RefSeq and is a predicted model, not a curated record.